AUGAAGCAAAAUUGUUUGGAGGUCAAUUUUGGCCAUCGCACUCCACAAGUGCCAACAACCAUACCGCCAUCUUCCCCUCUUCACUCAGUGGCAUGCACACCCAUUUGUCUUCUCACACACUUCAUAGCUCGUCGCCAAAGCCACUCACUCACACAUUUGACGAGUUUUAACAAAUACUUACAUACCCAGGUGACCACCAUGGCGACUGGACAAAUAUUCUCUCGUACAACACAAGCAUUGUUCUAUAACUACAAACAAUUACCAAUUCAACGGAUGCUUGAUUUUGACUUCCUUUGUGGGAGAGAAACACCCUCAGUUGCUGGAAUCAUCAACCCUGGUGCUGAAGGAUUCCAGAAACUAUUCUUCGGGCAAGAGGAAAUCGCCAUUCCAGUCCAUUCCACCAUUGAAGCAGCUUGUGCUGCACAUCCUACUGCUGAUGUAUUCAUAAACUUUGCAUCAUUCAGAAGUGCUGCUGCUUCUUCCAAACUUGCCCUCAAACAACCUACCAUCAGAGUUGUGGCCAUUAUAGCUGAAGGUGUUCCUGAAUCAGACACCAAGGAGUUGAUCUCCUAUGCAAGGUCAAACAACAAGGUUGUUAUUGGUCCUGCAACUGUUGGUGGGAUUCAAGCUGGAGCUUUCAAGAUUGGUGACACUGCUGGAACCAUUGAUAACAUUAUUCAAUGCAAAUUGUAUAGGCCUGGAUCUGUUGGAUUUGUCUCAAAAUCUGGUGGGAUGUCUAACGAGUUAUACAACACAAUCGCGCGUGUGACAGAUGGAAUCUAUGAAGGCAUUGCUAUUGGAGGAGAUGUUUUUCCCGGUUCCACCCUUUCUGAUCAUGUUUUGAGAUUCAACAACAUUCCACAGAUAAAAAUGAUUGUUGUGCUUGGGGAACUCGGUGGAAGAGAUGAAUAUUCAUUAGUUGAAGCACUUAAAUCAGGAAAAAUCAAUAAACCGGUAUGCGCUUGGGUCAGUGGAACUUGUGCACGUCUCUUUAAAUCAGAAGUUCAAUUUGGUCAUGCAGGAGCCAAAAGUGGUGGUGAAAUGGAGUCUGCACAAGCUAAAAAUGAAGCACUCAAAGAUGCCGGAGCAGUUGUCCCCACUUCAUUUGAAUCAUUUGAAGCUUCAAUCAAGGAAACAUACGAGAAAUUGGCCGAGGAGGGAAAGAUUACCCCUGUUAAGGAAAUCACUCCUCCACAAAUCCCUGAAGAUCUUAACUCAGCAAUUAAAAGCGGGAAAGUACGAGCACCUACUCAUAUCAUUUCAACCAUUUCUGACGAUAGAGGUGAGGAGCCAUGUUAUGCAGGGGUACCAAUGUCCACAAUUGUUGAAAAGGGAAUGGGUAUUGGUGAUGUUAUUUCUCUGUUGUGGUUCAAACGUAGUCUUCCACGCUACUGCACACAUUUCAUCGAGAUUUGCGUGAUGUUAUGUGCUGAUCACGGUCCGUGUGUCUCUGGUGCUCACAACACAAUAGUAACCGCAAGGGCAGGAAAAGAUUUAGUAUCAAGUCUUGUUUCAGGUUUGCUAACAAUCGGUCCACGUUUCGGGGGUGCGGUUGAUGAUGCUGCUCGUUACUUCAAGGACGCUUAUGACAGGAAACUUACACCAUAUGAGUUUGUUGAAAGCAUGAAAAAGAAGGGUAUUCGUGUACCAGGAAUCGGGCACAGGAUAAAGCGAGGUGAUAAUAGGGAUAAAAGAGUGGAAUUGCUACAACUAUUUGCCCGAACGCAUUUUCCAUCAACAAAAUACAUGGAAUAUGCAGUUGAAGUUGAGACUUACACUCUUUCAAAAGCAAACAAUUUAGUAAUGAAUGUUGAUGGGGCCAUUGGUACCCUUUUCUUGGAUCUUCUUGCUGGAAGUGGAAUGUUCACAAAACAAGAAAUUGAUGAAAUUGUGAAUAUUGGUUACCUUAAUGGCCUCUUUGUGUUGGCCCGUUCAAUCGGUCUCAUUGGGCAUACGUUUGACCAAAAGAGGUUGAAGCAACCGCUAUAUAGGCACCCAUGGGAGGAUGUUCUUUACACCAAGUGAUUUGUGUUUGUCAUCAUUUAGGAAGUGCGCACGUUACUUUGUUCAUCAAAAGUGUUUUUUUUUUUUUUCAAGUUCUGUAUGUUAUUUGUUGUAAUGACCUUGCGGUAUGUGCAUUGUUUGUUUGUAUUUGUCAAUGGAAGUUAUAGAGAAAAUUCUCUAUUUAUAUUCAUUAACAGGAGUUCACGA
Messenger RNA from Lactuca virosa, 2211 nucleotides. The record is from the annotation of a GenBank genome assembly. Lineage: Eukaryota; Viridiplantae; Streptophyta; Magnoliopsida; Asterales; Asteraceae.